AUGUCUGACUCUUUGAUCAACACGAUAGGCAUUAUGCUUGAUUACUAUCAAAGAACAAAGAUGUUCAUGUCAGAAGAUAACUCGGAACUCAAAAUGGUGUUUGUCGGUGCGUUAUUCCAGGCUCUAAUACCCGCUUUUAUACUUCCGGCGAGUAUAUUAUUUGACAUAUAUGGGUUCAGAAAAGUAACAGCACUAGGGCUUCUAUUGGUAGCUGCUGGUCUGGUAUCUGGAAGCUUUGCUACUUCGAUAUGGCAUUUAUACUUGGCGAUAAGUCUUUGUGUUGGCUUAGGCACCGGUAUUCUAUGUACAGUCGGUAGUAGAAUCGUACCGCAAUGGUUCGUAAAGUAUCGUGCAACGGCACUGGGUAUACAGGCAAGCUCAGUAUCCAUCAUGGGGAUCGUUACACCAUUUAUAAUGGUUGCUAUCAAUGACACUCUAGGUGCACCUUGGACACUCCGAGUCCUUGGCUGCGCUUUGUUCACCAUCGGCAUUUUCAGUGUUGUUCUCGCCAAGGAGAAUGUUCAUCACCGGACAGCUACGGCGGGUGAAGCAAAGCACCAUUUUAAUUAUAUUGGUGUGCUUAAAAACGUUGACAUGCUACUAUGGAUGAUGGUUGGUCCAAUUCAGGCCUAUGCAUCUUAUAUAUUAUAUACGUUUCUGCCUCCAUAUGCAACCUACGUUGGGCUCUCGAGCUUACAAGGCGGUGCCCUUAUAUCGACGAUGUCAGCAAUAGGAGUUGUCGGCAACAUCCUUUCUGGGGUUUUAGGGGACAAAAUUGGAAACCUGAACACAUUUGUUUUGAGCAUGACUGUGGCUUCUAUCAGUGUUUUCUUGAUAUGGAUAUCCGCGCACAACUUUGCAGUAUUGAUGGUUUUUGUUUUGGCAGUGGGCCUGAAUACCGGAUGCUACUACGUUUUAUCGCCAGCAAUAAUCCUCGAUAUAAUCGGCAUAAAAAUGUAUUCUCCCGCUCUCGGCUUAAGCUAUCUUGCAUGCGUUUUAAGCAUUGGUGGUCCUCCAUUAGCAACCUAUCUGAACUCCAAUAAUCAUCACGACCCGUUCUUAUAUUCUAAAAUAAUAUCCGGCUUAGGAUUUGCCCUGUGUGCAUUGCUCACUGUGAUACUCAAAUAUCAAAUGAAAAAGAGCUUGUUUUCAAAAGCUUAA
Zychaea mexicana is the source of this 1161-nucleotide messenger RNA. RefSeq names its product major facilitator superfamily domain-containing protein. Gene Ontology annotation, biological process: transmembrane transport. NCBI's taxonomy places the organism in Eukaryota, Fungi, Mucoromycota, Mucoromycetes, Mucorales, Lichtheimiaceae. The record is from RefSeq and is a predicted model, not a curated record. The coding region runs from base 1 to 1161 and encodes 386 amino acids. The transcript has 7 exons. Gene Ontology annotation, molecular function: transmembrane transporter activity.